Saccostrea cuccullata (small rock oyster) is the source of this 1140-nucleotide messenger RNA. RefSeq lists its product as uncharacterized. The transcript has a single exon. Bases 1 to 1140 code for a protein of 379 amino acids. The record is from RefSeq and is a predicted model, not a curated record. Lineage: Eukaryota; Metazoa; Mollusca; Bivalvia; Ostreida; Ostreidae.
AUGACAGAUAAAUGCCUUCAAGUCAAACCUCAGGAAGCAUCAAUGAGUACCCAAACUGAGAGGAACAUAAACAUUGAAUUAGAGGUUCGAAUUGAAAAUUCCAUGCUAAAAAACAAAGUAAAAUUGCUCCAAAAUGAAGUUGAUCAUCUGCAAACAUCUAGUAGUCUAAAAUUACCAAACAAACAAAAAUCCUCUGUAGAGACUUCCAGUGAGUUUACCUUUGAUGUCAUAAUGAAGGAUAAAGAGAAGUUCAAGUACUAUACAGGACUAACCAUUUCACAGUUCAUGUGUUUGUGGGAGUAUCUAGGACCUUCCAAAAAUAAGCUAGUUUAUUGGAACAGUGACUGUGAAUAUCCAGAUAGAUCGCCAACCAAGAGACCUGGACCAAAGCGCAAACUUGAACCAAAAAAUGAACUGUUCAUGACACUCAUGCGGCUAAGACAUGGAUUUCUUGUUGAAGAUCUAUCAUACAGAUUUAAUGUUAGCACCUCUAUGGUCUCUAGAAUAAUUCUCACAUGGGUUCAGUUUCUGUAUAAAAGAUUUCUUCCCCUCAGAUCAAAAAUGUUCCCAAGUAGGUCUCACUUGCGCAAGUUUGCACCUAAGUCUUUCAAGAAGUACAAAAAUAUAAGAUGUAUUAUAGAUUGUACAGAGGUAUUUGUUCAACAACCUAGAGACUUUGGUAAACAAGGAAAUUGUUACUCUUCAUAUAAGGGUCACACUACAUAUAAAUUUCUAGUUGCAAUUGCACCAAAUGGAGCAAUUGUUUUUGUUUCCGACGCAUUCGAAGGAUCAAUUUCUGACAAAGACAUUGUCAUCAAGUCUGGUUUUUUAGACCAUUUAGAGAAUGGUGAUGUAAUAAUGGCAGAUCGUGGUUUUGUAAUUGAUGACUUACUAAUGACACGGGGUGCAAAACUUGUUUUGCCUCCAUUUUUAGGAGGAAGAACAAAACUUAGUGCUCAGGAGGAGGCAAGCACGAAAGACAUAGCAAAACAUCGCAUCCAUGUAGAACGCACCAUAGAGAGAAUGAAAAAAUUUAGAAUUUUACAGAAAACAAUACCGUUGUCAUUAGAGCCAGUAUUUUCUCAAUUAAUAUUUGUUGUGGGUUGUUUAGUUAAUUUUCAAGAUCCAAUAGUUAAAUAA